AUGAACGGACUUCCCGUCAACGUCUUGUCCGAGGUGCUGCAACACGCGCUCGGCCCCGACGCACCGGAACCUCAGCUCAGCUUGCUCACCGUCAAUUCAAACUUCUACCUCGCGGGAAUACCCCAUCUCUAUCACUCCCCUACCAUCAAGUCAAAUCUCACCUCCUUCUUCCUCUACUCCACCAGCGACAAUCCCACACCGGUCAAUGGCCUCUCCAGCGCAGCUCUUAUCCGGGCGGGCCACACCAAGCUCGUCGCGCUCCGGUAUGUGCGCAAACUGCACCUGCUCCUAGCAGACUACGUUGCGGAUAACGAUGUCGACGCGGAAAUGACGGCUGCGGAGAAAGCGAAAAAGGCGGCGGACAUGUGCACUGAGGUCGCGGAUGACCUUGAGGCGGCCUGUGAAUAUGUGGAGGGGCUCCGUCGAGGAGCUCUUCCCAUGUUACACACUGUUCGGAUCUCAGACAGCGAUGUUCUGAGAUUACGCUCGUCUUCGGUCAGCCUGUCCACCCCUGAGGCGUCUCGGAAAACGAGGGCAUUGUGGUAUACAGAGCGAGCUCUCCUCUGCAAGGCCUCUCCCACGGUCUGGUGCCAAGGCUUUGGCACCUCACCCGGACUCGACCCGUUCCCGGGAAGUCAGGCGGACCCAAAGGUCUAUACGUCGCCCGAACCGGCCGGACCCGCGGACAUGGUCUCUCCCCCUCCGCUCCAACAAGGCAGGACCACUUGCUAUAUGCAUCUUACUCUCGAAGACGACCCCUACAUCAUUCCGGGAGGCGAUACCUACAUCUACAUCCAACCCGAAACAAGGGACAAACUCUGGAUUUCACCACUCGGAGACUACAAGGGGCUGCCAGACAUCUGCGGGGACUGGCUAGGCUGGGCCAUCCGGGGCUCCCUGCUAGUCCAUACUCCGUCGAGGGAUCUAAAGCUUCUCGCACAAGUCGCACCUAUCACGCGCGUAAUCAUCGGAGGGCUCGAGACAACUACCGACCAGCCAAUCGAGGGGACCAUCGACAUGCGGCCUGCGAGCGAGAUCGUUCGGAUGGCGAGGAACGCAGCUGUCACAGGACAAAGCAUCGGCGGAGAUCAGGUACUGGUGUCGUGCAGAGAGGUGCAGAUCGAGCUGCGGACCAUAGCCCAGAUGCCUCUCUGUCCAGGUUGCGGAAUUAUCUCGCGAUAG
Dioszegia hungarica is the source of this 1182-nucleotide messenger RNA. RefSeq lists its product as uncharacterized. The coding region runs from base 1 to 1182 and encodes 393 amino acids. NCBI's taxonomy places the organism in Eukaryota, Fungi, Basidiomycota, Tremellomycetes, Tremellales, Bulleribasidiaceae. The record is from RefSeq and is a predicted model, not a curated record. The transcript is spliced from 2 exons.